AUGGCCCCUAAAAAACUAUCAGGUGCACAAAAUCAAAAAAGAAAAAAGAAUAUCGAGUUAGAAAAUAAAUUGUUAGCCACUCAAUGGAAAAAAUGGAUAAAUAAAUCAAAUCAAAGAAAUUCUUCAUCUAAUUCGACUAUUAAUUGUAAUGAGAAUAAUAGUAAUGAAGUUAUAGAGGAAAUUGUGUGUAAUGAAUUAUUAGAAAAUUCCGAUGAAUCGAUUUCUGAAAAUAAAAUAUUAAAAAAAACUGAAAUACUUGAUGCCUGCAAUGUGGAGAUUGAAAAAAAUAUUAAAAAUGAAUCUCAAGUUACCGAAGAAAUAUUCGAAAUUGAUUUUAAUGAUCCCUCUUCUUGGCCACCAAUUACUGGUAAAAUUCGUACAUUAUUGAUGAACCAUGGUCCCGAGACGGGUAAAAACUCUGAUUUUUAUUUUUCUGAAAAUGUAACUAACAAUAGGCGAUUUACAAUAAAUUGGUUCACUAAAAUGUUACCAAAUGGUGAACAAGUUGAGCGUUCAUGGCUAUUGUACAGCGAUAAAACUAAAUGUGUCUAUUGCUUUCCAUGUAUGCUUUUCGCAAACAAAACAAUGACUUCUCCAUCAAUAAUAGAUCCACAACAAGGAUUUAAUAAUUGGAAAAAGUUAAAUCCUAAAAUACCUGACCAUGAGAAUAGUAAUGAACACCGUACAAAUAUGUUUAAAUGGGCCGAUUUCAAAAGUAAUUUAAAUAAAAAUAAUACGAUUGACUGUGCACUGCAAUUAGAAAUUAAUAAUGAAAAGGAAAAAUGGAAACAUAUUUUGAAAGUUCUGAUUGACUGUGUUAGAUUUUGUUGCGUAAAUAAUUUAGCUUUGAGAGGAUCUAAUUGUGAUAUAGGAAAACCUGGCUGUGGAAUAUUCUUAAAUUUAAUUGGUCUAAUUAGCAAAUAUGAUUCUGUUUUAUCAAGUCACUUAAAACAUAAGGGGCAAAUCACAUAUUUAUCAAAUAAAAUCCAAAAUGAAUUUAUAAAUUUACUCGGUUCAAAAGUACGAAAUGAAAUCAUUCAGAGGAUAAAAAAUUCAAAAUACUUUUCUAUUAUUUUUGAUUCCACCCCGGAUGUUUCUCGUGAAGAUCAACUCUGUGAAAUUAUAAGAUAUGUUAGAGAAGUUAAUAACGAGUUUGUCAUUGAAGAAAGUUUCGUAGAUUUUAUUUAUACCAAUGAAAAGACUGAACUUGGAAUAGCUUCUGAUGUAUUACAAAAGUUGGAGAAAUAUGGACUUAGUUUUAAGAAUUGUCGUGGACAGGGCUGGUAUUGCGUCAAAAUGUCGCGGUAA
Messenger RNA from Macrosiphum euphorbiae (potato aphid), 1308 nucleotides. The record is from the annotation of a GenBank genome assembly. Lineage: Eukaryota; Metazoa; Arthropoda; Insecta; Hemiptera; Aphididae.